AUGGCCUCGGAAGUGGUGUGCGGGCUCAUUUUCAGGCUGCUGCUGCCCCUCUGCCUGGCAGUCGCAUGUGCUUUCCGAUACAAUGGGCUCUCGUUUGUCUACCUUAUCUACCUCUUGCUCAUUCCUCUGUUCUCAGAACCAACAAAAGCAACAAUGCAAGGACAUACGGGACGGCUGUUAAAGUCUCUGUGCUUCACCAGUCUCUCCUUCCUGUUGCUGCACAUCAUUUUCCACAUCACAUUGGCUAGCCUUGAAGCUCAACAUCAUAUUGCACCUGGUUAUAACUGCUCCACAUGGGAAAAGACAUUCAGGCAGAUUGGCUUUGAAAGCUUAAAGGGAGCUGACGCUGGCAAUGGGAUCAGAGUGUUUGUGCCUGAUAUCGGGAUGUUCUUUGCUAGUCUGACCAUCUGGCUCGUCUGUAAAAACAUCGUUCAGAAACCAGUGACAGAAGACACAGCACAAUAUAACCUGGAAUUUGAAAAUGAAGAAUUGAGUGGAGGAGAAAAAAUAGAUUCAGAGGAGGCCUUGAUAUAUGAAGAGGAUUCAGAUGGAGGAGAUGGUGUUGAAGGCGAGUUGGAAGAAAGCGCAAGAUUAAAAUUGUUCCGCAGGCUUGCCUCUGUGGCUUCCAAGCUGAAGGAGUUUAUUGGCAACAUGAUAACCACUGCUGGGAAAGUCGUGGUGACGAUUCUACUUGGUUCAUCAGGUAUGAUGUUGCCAUCUUUGACCUCGUCUGUGUAUUUCUUUGUGUUUUUGGGUCUAUGUACCUGGUGGUCCUGGUGCCGGACUUUCGACCCAUUGCUCUUCAGCUGUCUCUGUGUUCUGCUGGCUAUUUUCACUGCUGGACACUUGAUUGGGCUUUACUUAUACCAGUUCCAAUUCUUUCAAGAAGCAGUUCCACCCAAUGACUACUAUGCAAGGUUAUUUGGUAUCAAAUCAGUCAUUCAAACAGACUGCUCCAGUACUUGGAAGAUCAUAGUAAACCCAGAGCUGUCCUGGUACCACCAUGCCAACCCCAUCCUUCUCUUGGUGAUGUACUACACUCUGGCCACCCUCAUCCGCAUCUGGCUGCAAGAGCCCCUGGUAAGAAAGAAUAUGUUACGUGAAGCAUUUGUCCAUCUAGGAAAGAAAGAGGAAGAAGAGGACAAGAAGGAAGAAUUUGAAGAGGAAAGGAGCCACGAGGAAAAGAGAAGCAUCAAAGUUCAUGCCAUGGUCUCUGUGUUCCAGUUUAUUAUGAAGCAGAGUUACAUCUGUGCUCUUAUUGCUAUGAUGGCUUGGAGUAUUACCUACCAUAGCUGGUUGACAUUUGUGUUGUUGAUUUGGUCAUGCACUCUUUGGAUGAUUCGCAACAGAAGGAAAUACGCAAUGAUCAGCUCUCCUUUCAUGGUUGUCUAUGGGAAUCUGUUGCUGGUGUUACAGUAUAUAUGGAGCUUUGAACUUCCUGAAAUUAAAAAGGUCCCAGGAUUUUUAGAAAAGAAGGAUCCAGGAGAACUUGCCUCAAAGAUUCUUUUCACUAUUACUUUUUGGCUACUGCUCAGGCAGCACCUCACAGAGCAGAAAACUCUUCAACAAAAGGAGGCUCUUUUAUCUGAAGUCAAAAUUGGAAGUCAGGAAAAUGAAGAAAAAGAUGAUGAGCUACAAGAUGUAGAAGUGGAAGGGGAGUCCAGAGAGAAGGGGGGAGAAGAGGAAGCAAAGGAAGAGAAGCAAGCAAGCAAGAAAGAAGAGGCAGAAGAAGUAGAGGAAGAAGAUGACCAGGACGUCAUGAAAGUCCUGGGAAAUUUGGUGGUGGCCAUGUUCAUUAAGUACUGGAUUUAUGUCUGUGGAGGAAUGUUCUUCUUUGUCAGCUUUGAGGGUAAAAUUGUAAUGUACAAAAUCAUCUACAUGGUGCUGUUCCUAUUCUGUGUGGCCUUAUAUCAGGUACACUAUGAAUGGUGGAGGCGAAUCCUAAAAUACUUUUGGAUGUCAGUGGUUAUUUACACUAUGCUGGUGCUUAUUUUUAUCUACACAUAUCAGUUUGAAAACUUCCCAGGCCUGUGGCAAAAUAUGACUGGACUGAAAAAAGAAAAGCUUGAGGAUCUUGGCUUAAAACAGUUUACGGUGGCUGAACUCUUCACUCGCAUUUUCAUCCCCACCUCCUUCCUGCUAGUGUGCAUUUUACACCUCCACUACUUCCAUGACCGGUUCCUUGAACUCACAGACCUCAAGUCCAUUCCCAGCAAAGAAGAUAACACCAUCUACAGACUGGCUCAUCCCGAAGGCAGCCUUCCCGACCUGGCCAUGAUGAACCUGCCCGCCAGCCUGGGGAAGCAGGAGGGGAAGAGAGCCGAGGAGCAGGCAGAGGAGACCCCAGAGGGCGGCUCUGAGAAUGUGGAGAAGGGCACGCCCUGGAAAGACAGCGAGGAGACUGAGGAGGAUGAGGGUGAAGAGGAGGACUCAGAGGACGGGGAAGAAACGUCAGACCUCAGGAACAAAUGGCACCUGGUGAUCGACCGCCUCACUGUGCUCUUCCUGAAGUUUCUAGAGUAUUUUCACAAGCUGCAGGUGUUCAUGUGGUGGAUUUUGGAGCUGCACAUCAUCAAAAUUGUCUCAUCGUAUAUUAUCUGGGUUACUGUGAAAGAGGUGUCUCUGUUCAACUAUGUAUUUUUGAUUUCUUGGGCUUUUGCUCUGCCAUAUGCCAAGCUGCGCCGUCUGGCUUCAAGUGUCUGCACUGUCUGGACAUGUGUGAUUAUUGUCUGCAAAAUGUUGUACCAGCUCCAAACCAUUAAGCCUGAGAACUUUUCUGUUAACUGUUCCUUGCCAAAUGAAAAUCAGACGAACAUAGACCUUGAGCAGUUGAACGCAUCGAUACUCUACAAUGCUCCCAUCGACCCCACGGAGUGGGUUGGCCUGAGGAAGUCUUCCCCCUUGCUCGUCUACCUGAGGAAUAAUCUCCUGAUGCUAGCUAUUCUGGCCUUUGAAGUUACUAUUUACCGACAUCAGGAAUACUACAGAGGUCGAAACAACCUUAUAUCCCCGGUGUCUAAAACCAUCUUUCACGACAUCACAAGACUACACCUAGAUAAUGGACUUAUUAAUUGUGCCAAAUAUUUCAUAAAUUACUUCUUCUACAAGUUUGGCUUGGAGACCUGUUUCCUGAUGUCAGUUAAUGUGAUUGGUCAGCGAAUGGAUUUCUACGCCAUGGUCCACGCCUGCUGGCUGAUUGCUGUCUUGUAUCGGCGCAGAAGAAAAGCCAUUGCCGAGAUCUGGCCCAAGUACUGCUGCUUUCUGGCGUGCAUCAUCACGUUCCAGUACUUCAUCUGCAUCGGCAUCCCACCGGCUCCCUGCAGAGAUUACCCGUGGCGGUUCAAGGGUGCCAGCUUCAACAACAACAUCAUCAAGUGGCUCUACUUCCCUGACUUCAUUGUGCGGCCCAACCCUGUGUUUCUUGUCUAUGACUUCAUGCUGCUCCUGUGUGCCUCCCUACAACGGCAGAUUUUUGAGGAUGAAAAUAAGGCUGCGGUGCGCAUCAUGGCGGGUGACAAUGUGGAGAUUUGCAUGAACCUUGAUGCCGCCUCAUUUAGCCAACAUAACCCAGUACCAGACUUCAUUCACUGCAGGUUUCAUUUCCCCCAGAAAAUUGUGGUGUUCCUGAGGCAUAUAAUGUACAACCUCAAGAUUGGAGCAUGCGGAUACAUUGAGAACUUGGUUCAAAAUAGUUGCUGGUUGAUCCAAGCGUUCAGCUUGGCCUGCACAGUCAAAGGCUACAAAAUGCCUGAUGAUGACUCCUCAUGUAAACUACCCAGUGGGGAGGCAGGAAUUAUUUGGGACAGCAUAUGUUUUGCCUUCCUCCUGCUGCAAAGAAGGGUGUUCAUGAGUUACUAUUUCCUACAUGUCGUGGCUGAUAUAAAAGCCUCACAGAUCCUGGCAUCAAGAGGGGCUGAACUUUUCCAGGCCACCAUUGUCAAGGCUGUAAAGGCAAGAAUUGAGGAAGAGAAAAGGUCCAUGGACCAGCUGAAGAGGCAGAUGGAUCGCAUCAAGGCCAGGCAACAGAAAUACAAAAAGGGUAAAGAGAGAAUGCUGAGCUUGACCCAGGAGUCGGGAGAAGGCCAGGAUACCCAAAAGCUCUCUGAAGAGGAUGAUGAAAGAGAAGCAGACAAACAGAAAGCCAAGGGCAAAAAAAAGCAGUGGUGGCGGCCUUGGGUUGAUCAUGCUUCCAUGGUCAGAAGUGGAGAUUAUUAUUUGUUUGAAACGGAUAGUGAAGAGGAAGAGGAGGAAGAAUUAAAAAAAGAAGAGGAAGAACCUCCAAGAAGGUCAGCGUUCCAGUUUGUUUAUCAAGCCUGGAUAACUGAUCCUAAAACAGCCCUCCGACAGAGACGCAAAGAGAAAAAAAGGUCUGCCCGAGAAGAACAGAAACGGCGGAGGACGGGAUCUGGGGAGGGUCCCGUGGAAUGGGAAGACCGAGAGCAUGAACCAGUCAAAAAGAAAUCUGAUGGGCCAGAUAACAUCAUCAAGAGGAUAUUUAAUAUUUUGAAAUUUACCUGGGUCCUCUUUCUGGCAACAGUGGAUAGUUUCACUACUUGGCUUAACUCUAUUUCAAGGGAGCAUAUUGAUAUAUCCACAGUUCUGAGGAUUGAAAGAUGCAUGCUGACCAGAGAAAUUAAAAAGGGCAACGUUCCAACUCGGGAGAGCAUCCACAUGUACUACCAGAACCACAUCAUGAACCUUUCCCGGGAGUCGGGCCUGGACACCAUCGACCAGCCCCCUGGUGCUGCUGCGGAGUUGCAGGCAGCUCGAAGGAUGGACAGUCUAGAUUCCCAUGACAGUAUCUCCAGUGAGCCCACGCAGUGCACCAUGCUGUACUCCCGCCAGGGGACCACAGAGACCAUUGAGGAGGUGGAGGCUGAGCAAGAAGAGGAGGUGGUGGGCUCGGUGCCUGAGCUCGAGGAUGCAGAUGAUGAGUAUGAGGCCGAGGACGAGGGGGGCGCCGAGGAGGUCACCCUCACCCCUGAUGCCGAGUUGCCACAGUACUCCACCAUGGAGGGGGACGUGGAGGCCCCACCGUCCUACAGCAAGGCCGUCAGCUUUGAGCGCCUCUCCUUCGGCUCGCAGGAGGACUCCACGGGCAAGAACCUCAUGGUGGUUAGCCCGGACGACAGCCGCACAGACAGAAUGGAGUCAAGCAUCUUACCUCCCUUGACGCAUGAGCUGACAGCCAGUGAGCUGCUUCUGAACAAGAUGUUUCAUGAUGAUGAACUGGAAGAGUCAGAAAAGUUCUAUGUUGCCCAGCCACGAUUCUUGUUGCUCUUCUAUGCCAUGUACAACACUCUUGUGGCCCGCUCAGAAAUGGUGUGCUAUUUUGUAAUCAUCCUCAACCACAUGGUCUCUGCGUCCAUGAUCACCCUCGUGCUCCCCAUUCUGAUCUUCCUUUGGGCCAUGCUGUCUGUCCCGAGGCCUAGCAAGCGGUUCUGGAUGAUGGCCAUUGUCUACACAGAGGUGGCAAUUGUGGUCAAAUAUUUCUUCCAGUUUGGGUUCUUUCCCUGGAAUAAGAACUUGGAACUGUACAAAGAUAAGCCUUACCACCCACCAAAUAUCAUAGGAGUGGAGAAGAAGGAAGGCUAUGUCCUUUAUGACCUUAUUCAGCUCCUGGCUCUGUUCUUCCAUCGAUCAAUCCUGAAGUGUCACGGCUUGUGGGAUGAAGAUGACAUCACUGAGGGUGGCACCCACAAGGAUGAGUCAGAAGACGAGCUCUCACUCACUCGUGGCAGAAGGGACUCCUCUGACUCCCUGAAGUCCAUCAACCUGGCAGCCUCAGUGGAGUCAGUGCACGUACACUUCCCAGAGCAGCAGACGGCCAUCCGAAGGGAGAGCUCCAGCGGCAGCUCUGAGGCAUCCCAGACAUCCAACUUUUCCUCCAACAGGUCCAAAAGAGGCAGCACAAGUACCCGAAACAGCAGUCAAAAAGGAAGCAGUGUUGUCAACAUUAAGCAAAAAAGCAAAAGGGAACUCUAUAUGGAAAAGCUUCGGGAACAUUUAAUCAAAGCAAAGGCAUUUACCAUAAAAAAGACUCUGCAAAUAUACGUGCCUAUCAGACAGUUCUUUUAUGACCUCAUCCACCCAGACUACAGUGCUGUGACCGAUGUAUACGUGCUCAUGUUCCUGGCGGACACUGUCGACUUCAUCAUCAUUGUCUUUGGCUUCUGGGCCUUUGGGAAACACUCGGCCGCAGCAGAUAUCACCUCUUCACUCUCAGAGGACCAGGUCCCAGGGCCAUUCCUUGUGAUGGUCCUCAUUCAGUUUGGAACCAUGGUGGUGGACCGGGCUCUCUACCUCAGGAAGACUGUGUUGGGAAAGGUCAUUUUCCAGGUCAUCCUUGUGUUUGGAAUCCACUUCUGGAUGUUCUUCAUUUUACCUGGUGUGACUGAGAGGAAAUUCAGCCAGAAUCUGGUUGCUCAGCUUUGGUAUUUUGUGAAAUGUGUUUACUUUGGAUUAUCUGCCUACCAAAUCCGUUGCGGCUACCCAACACGAGUCCUUGGAAACUUCCUCACAAAGAGCUACAAUUAUGUCAACCUCUUCUUGUUUCAAGGGUUCCGCCUUGUUCCAUUUUUGACUGAGUUGAGAGCUGUGAUGGACUGGGUGUGGACAGACACUACCCUAAGCCUUUCCAGCUGGAUUUGUGUGGAGGACAUUUAUGCUCACAUAUUCAUCCUGAAGUGUUGGCGAGAAUCAGAAAAAAGGUACCCUCAGCCCCGGGGACAGAAGAAGAAGAAGGUGGUGAAGUAUGGCAUGGGUGGCAUGAUCAUCGUCCUGCUGAUUUGCAUCGUAUGGUUUCCUCUUCUCUUCAUGUCCUUGAUCAAAUCUGUCGCUGGAGUGAUCAACCAGCCCCUGGACGUCUCUGUCACAAUCACCCUGGGAGGAUAUCAGCCUAUUUUCACCAUGAGUGCCCAACAAAGCCAGCUGAAAGUUAUGGACCAGCCAAAAUUUAAUAAAUUUGUGCGUUCUUUUUCUAAGGACACAGGUGCUAUGCAAUUUCUAGAAAAUUAUGAAAAAGAAGACAUAACAGUAGCAGAACUGGAAGGAAACUCAAAUUCUUUGUGGACCAUCAGCCCUCCCAGUAAGCAGAAAAUGAUACACGAACUCAUGGACCCCAGUAGUAGCUUCUCAGUUGUUUUUUCAUGGAGUAUUCAGAGAAAUAUGAGUCUGGGUGCAAAAGCAGAAAUAGCAACAGAUAAACUUUCCUUUCCUCUUAAAAAUAUUACUCGAGAGAACAUAGCUAAAAUGAUAGCUGGCAACAACACAGAAAGCUCAAAAACACCAGUGACUAUAGAAAAGAUCUACCCAUAUUACGUGAAAGCACCUAGUGACUCUAACUCAAAACCUAUAAAGCAACUUUUAUCUGAAAAUAAUUUCAUGAAUAUCACCAUCAUUUUGUCCAGAGACAAUACAACUGAAUCUAACAGUGAAUGGUGGGUUCUCAACCUGACUGGAAAUAGAAUAUACAACCAGCAUGCUCAGGCCUUAGAGCUGGUGGUCUUUAAUGACAAAGUCAGCCCCCCCAGUCUUGGGUUUCUGGCUGGCUACGGUAUCAUGGGAUUAUACGCUUCAGUUGUCCUUGUGAUUGGGAAGUUUGUCCGUGAAUUCUUCAGUGGGAUUUCUCACUCCAUCAUGUUUGAAGAGCUUCCAAAUGUGGAUCGAAUUUUGAAGUUGUGCACAGAUAUUUUUUUAGUUCGAGAGACAGGGGAGCUGGAACUAGAGGAAGAUCUUUAUGCCAAAUUAAUAUUCCUGUACCGCUCACCAGAAACAAUGAUCAAAUGGACUAGAGAAAAAACGGAUUGAUACCUAAGGACAGAGACAGCAAAUGAAGUUGAUGUGUGAAUUUUCAAAAAAAAGCACAAUAUUCUCAUAAGAGCUAAGCAUUUUCUAGUUCAAUGGAAAUGGCUUCUCUUCUGACAGGUGGCCAAAGGAGUUCCCUUCCUUUUGAAACAAAAAAAAGCUACCUUGCAAGUUAAGGCUCUGUUAAAGUUCUUUGUAAUUCAGUUUCUCUGAAAUCAGAGUUACUUGCUUUGUUUUAGUCAGCAGUGUCUUGCAUUCGGAUUGACUACAUGAAGGAACCACUUGUGGCCCCGUUCCUCUGAGAAAGCAGAACAGAAGGAGCAGCGAGACGGAAAGGUGGCCCACAUUUCCUCUGCUGGGGCUGCGCCUUUCUGGAGAGACGCGCUCACGCAAUAUACGCAGCACGCGGCUCUCCACCUCCGAGUGGGAAGCUGCUGUGAUGGAGCUCCGUGAGUCUUCAGCGCACGGCAACACGAACAGCAAUAGGAGGCUGAACCCUCUGGGGACAGGGA
Messenger RNA from Trichechus manatus latirostris (Florida manatee), 8318 nucleotides. It is a transcript of the gene PIEZO2, whose product is annotated as piezo type mechanosensitive ion channel component 2. Gene Ontology annotation, molecular function: mechanosensitive monoatomic ion channel activity. Gene Ontology annotation, cellular component: membrane. The record is from RefSeq and is a predicted model, not a curated record. Lineage: Eukaryota; Metazoa; Chordata; Mammalia; Sirenia; Trichechidae. The transcript has 49 exons. Bases 1 to 7809 code for a protein of 2602 amino acids.